This is a messenger RNA of Zootoca vivipara (common lizard), 1034 nucleotides long. RefSeq names its product peptidylprolyl isomerase B (gene PPIB). NCBI's taxonomy places the organism in Eukaryota, Metazoa, Chordata, Lepidosauria, Squamata, Lacertidae. Gene Ontology annotation, cellular component: cytoplasm; intracellular membrane-bounded organelle. The record is from RefSeq and is a predicted model, not a curated record. Gene Ontology annotation, molecular function: peptidyl-prolyl cis-trans isomerase activity; cyclosporin A binding. Gene Ontology annotation, biological process: protein folding; protein peptidyl-prolyl isomerization.
GCGAGAGAGAGGGGAAGGGGGCGGAUGCUGGCUGCGCGGCGGGCACUGUGGCCGGGUUGGCGCUGCUGGGGCUGCGAGCGUAGGAAGAUGAAGCUGCUGGCGGCCGCGGCCCUGCUGGGCCUGGGCGGCUCUCUGCUGCUGCUGCUCUUCCCGGCUGCUCACGCGGAGGAGCGCAAGAAGGGGCCCAAGGUCACGGCCAAGGUGUAUUUUGAUCUGCGGAUGGGGGAUGAAGAUGUGGGGCGAGUGGUCAUCGGCCUUUUUGGAAAGACAGUUCCGAAGACGGUUGAGAAUUUUGUCGCCUUGUCCACAGGAGAGAAAGGGUUUGGCUACAAAGGCAGCAAGUUUCACCGUGUGAUCAAGGACUUCAUGAUCCAGGGAGGAGACUUCACCCGGGGAGAUGGAACAGGAGGUAAAAGCAUCUAUGGGGAUCGUUUCCCCGAUGAGAACUUCAAGCUAAAGCACUACGGGCCUGGCUGGGUGAGCAUGGCCAACGCCGGCAAGGACACCAAUGGCUCUCAGUUCUUCAUCACCACCGUCAAGACGUCAUGGCUGGAUGGCAAGCAUGUUGUCUUCGGCAAAGUCCUGGAAGGGAUGGAUGUAGUGAGAAAAGUGGAGAACACAAAGACCGACAGUCGGGACAAACCUCUCAAAGACGUCAUCAUUGCCGACUGCAACGUCAUCGAGGUGGAGAAGCCAUUUGCCAUUGCCAAAGAAUAACUGGGUGGCCGCUGGAGGGUCAGACUCUGGCUUGCAAAGGGCUGCGAGGGGGCUACACACUCACGGAAGCCUCGCAUCAUCAUUGUCCCACAGCAGGUGAACUGCCGCCACUGCUGCUCCCUUUCUGUCUGCCCUUCCCCCAGCUACGUGGGGUGGGGUGGGGUGGGGGGUGGGGAGUCUCCAUUCUUGUAACAACUCAUUCCAUCAGCCACUGGUCAUCCAAGUGGCUUUGAGGGGUGGGGGUGGGCAAUGGGUGUCCCAUUCAGUUUUUGUAAGAAAGCACAUGGACCAAUAAACGUGACCAUUGUGUUUUUGUA